This is a messenger RNA of Paramecium pentaurelia, 584 nucleotides long. The record is from the annotation of a GenBank genome assembly. Lineage: Eukaryota; Ciliophora; Oligohymenophorea; Peniculida; Parameciidae.
UAAUGGAGAAUGAUUAAUUUGCUCCAAAACCUUAUAAAAAAGAGCUCUUUAUUUUUAAAGAGUUUCUUGAUGGUAUGAGAAAUCUGUGCGAUAAGUAUCAAAAAAUAUUGCCACAUAUAAAACAGAUCAGAAAGAGACCUAAAAAAUAUAAAAAGAGAAAUAAAGAUCCUUAAGCUCCAAAAAUGCCAUAAUCAGCAUUUAUCUUUUAUUUCAAAGCAAUGAAAUAAACAUUUUAAAAAGAAAAUUAAGGUAGAAUUUAAACUAAAUAUUUAGGUAAGCAAUUUUAAGAAAUAACAUCAUUAAUAGCCAAAAAAUGGAAUGAAUUAACUUAAGCUGAAUAAGAAGUAAACAUAUAUAUGUAUAUAAAUUUGUAGCCUUAUUAAAAACUUUCUGAAGAUGACAGAAAAAGAUAUAAUGAAGAAUAAAAAUAAUACUCUGUUAUCUCUUAAUAAUCAUUUAGCAAAUAUUUAUAAAAAAAAUUCAGAUAUGAUUAAGGAGAUAUUGAUAGAGAAGAUAUUUAACCAAAAUAAGAAGAAGAAGAAGAAGAUUCAUUUGGAGGAAAUAUAAUCUAAAAUCAUUCUUGA